AAAAAGCUAACGGGUCACUAAGUCACUUUGUAGGUCCUUCUCCGUGUUUGACGUGUUUCGCAUUUCAAGGUCGAACGCAUUUUCGCCGGCCAACACCCAUGACUAAGUGAACGAGUGGUCGACCACCAGUGAACCCCCAUGAACCAGCAACACGGUGUCCAGUGGUAGCUCAGGUUUUCGCCCAAGUUAUUUAUGAGAUAGUCCAACGACAACCCCUAUAAAAAGGAGGAGACGGAGAGAGGCGAGAAGAAGGAAAGAGAAGCAAGGAGAAAAGGAAAAACAGAGAAAAAGCGGGAGUCUGAAGACGUAGAAAACUAAGAAGCAGAGGAGAGAGAAAGCUUUGUAUACACAGACACGCGACAACUAAAACCGCCAACAUGAACCCAGCCAAUAUGCAGCCAACCUUUAUGGGCUUCUAUAACAGCAUGGCCAACUGCUUCAGGAAGUAUACAGCGCCCCUGGGAACUCGCAAGCCCAACGGCACGGAGAGCAGCGAGGGGGCCCCGAGUGAGCCGGAGCAGGACCCCCUGGCCCAGAGUGCAACGCAGGAGGAGGAAGCCCAAAACCUUGGGAACCAAGUGACUGAGGAACCCGAGGAACCCGAACUCCCCGCGGAGCCCGAGCUUCCCCCCGAUGUGCUUCACAAACACGACGAGAACAUUGUGUUUAAGAUCCUCACACAGGAGUACGCGGACAGAGCGGUCGACCUCCUGUGCAACCACUUCUUCAAGGACGAGCCCCUAGGGAAGGCCCUCUACCUUGACAGUCCCAGAGAGGUUGACCACUGGCUCUCCAAAAUCCUGCCACACUUGAUUUCCCACGGCGUAUCUGUGAUGGCGAUAGACGAGUCUGCCGAUGGGCGCCUUGUGGGCGUGGCUAUCAACAGCAUCAAGAAGCGUGGUGACCCCCCGGGACCCGACGACUUUCUUAACUGGAUUAACCCUCAGAAGGAUCCUAAGAUGUACAGGAUCAUGUCCUUCUUACAACAGCUGGCUAGUGAUAUAGAUUUCUUCGGACAAUAUAGCGUCGAUAGGUUCAUGAGUUUCGAGCUCCUGAACGUGGACAAAUCCUACGGCGGUCGCGGGAUCGCCUCCAUGCUGGUGGAACAGUCGUGCAAGGUCGCUCGGGAUCAAGGUUUCACUUGCCUCGUGGUGGAGACGACAGGCAUCUUCUCGGCUAAAAUCUUUUCCCGCCACAACUUCAAGACCAUCCGAGAGGUCCAGUAUUCGUCAUACCGCCAGAACGGACUCAUCUGCUUCCCCAACACCGGCAUCCAUACCUCCGCCCGCGUCUCCGUCAGGCUUCAAGAACCCGCGAAUACCAACUCUUAGAUCCCCGAGUGUCCCACCUUAGGCCCACGUUACGCGACGAGCCCGCCGCCCUUUUGCCGCGAGACCAAUUCCAAAAUCCAUUAGCAAUAACAAUAGUGUAGAGAAUGACGUACAAUAAGAAUAACGUUUAGUGCAGAAGCGAACCCCAAAACUGAGCCUUAUAUAAUAUGUCAUAAGGCCUGCUCCAAGACGCUCUGUGAAGCAAUGGCCGGGUAAAAGUUGGGUUGCAUGUAUUAAAAUCGUGGCUCCAAAAAGUGGACUUCAUCAAUCAGGACUGUCUAUUCCGGUGAAUCUAAAGGUCUCUUGCGGUCCUCUCGUCGCAGUGGAAAAUAAAUACGUAGUAUAUAAGUAAUAUCACACCAAUAAUAUAAUGUUUUAGGGUAAACUAGAAAAUAAUUAAUCACCUCUGAACAUAAGUAUGAGGAAAUAUAUAUAUAUAUAAAAGAAUGUUCCAUGUAUCACAACACUGUAUGGGGUAAAGACUGAAAAGGCCUUUAUGUUCUUCUGCAUCUCCGACGAGCCCCACCUCGCUCGUCUCUUGUUCUUCCAUCAGUGCUAUCUGCCCUUUACUCUCCCGUGGGCGUACUACUCCUGUGUGUCAACUUGUCCGGAUCAUGUUUACAUAUCUACUACUAUUGUGACUAGUUCUCGUGUGUCUUCACGUUUGUCAAUUUCAUCUGUACUCGUCAUUGACAUCCUUCCCGUGUUCUUACGCCUCCUUUGUCUCCUUUUUCUCUCUGGACUGUUGAUCCUUAGUCAAAAUAUUCAGGUGUACCUAGGUGGCAAACUAUUGUUCUUGUUCUACUGAUGUGGGUGAGAAUCCAUUCAAAUUGACCCGAAUAUGGAAUGAAAUAAAUUAAAUUCGAACCUU
Penaeus monodon (black tiger shrimp) is the source of this 2202-nucleotide messenger RNA. RefSeq lists its product as uncharacterized. NCBI's taxonomy places the organism in Eukaryota, Metazoa, Arthropoda, Malacostraca, Decapoda, Penaeidae. Bases 378 to 1331 code for a protein of 317 amino acids. Gene Ontology annotation, molecular function: N-acetyltransferase activity. The transcript has 6 exons. The record is from RefSeq and is a predicted model, not a curated record.